Molecule: messenger RNA, 7470 nt
Organism: Entamoeba invadens IP1
Lineage: Eukaryota; Evosea; Mastigamoebida; Endamoebidae
Exons: 3
Coding region: 1-7470 (2489 amino acids)
Biological process (GO): positive regulation of GTPase activity; small GTPase-mediated signal transduction
Molecular function (GO): guanyl-nucleotide exchange factor activity
Source: RefSeq, a predicted model, not a curated record
AUGAGUCAAAAAUUGAACAUCUCAGACUUGAAAGAUAUUUUCGAGAUGGACUUGACAAAAAAGGAGCCCACUCCACAGAAGGCGGUCGAGAACACAAAAAUGACUGGUCAAAACAAAGAGAUUCUUAUGAAAUUUGAACUGUAUGACACAGAACACACAAGAGAGUUGGAUGUGUACCAACUCAAGAAGUAUAUACAACGUGAGUGGGGAGUCUGUCUGAGCGAGGAAACAAUUAAAUACCAUUGUGGUCAAACCUUUCUUGAAAAGGCUUAUAAAGUCCAAUAUACCGAGUUCAUAGCGUUUCACAAAUACAUUGCGGCAAACAUUGAGGAGAUUCGCAAAGAGAACACUGAGUCUGUUUUCGACACAUUCGAAAAGCAGUUUGCGGACACCCCUGGUGUAGAUAUUCAGUUUAAGUAUUUGGAUAAAAACCUCUUUGUGAUCAACAAUUUCGAAAAGCCGCACGCUCUUGUUUCGAUGAAACAGAAACAACCCAACGCGACGGAUAAAUACCAUAGUUUGAUGUAUACACAAAUAUUUUCACCGACAAUUUCGGUGUUUAUAAAUCAAAAGAGCUACGUGAAUACUCUUGACCCGCACAAGGAUAAAAGUCUGCCAAUCACUAUGGCAUCUGCUGAGAUGUUUGAUGUUGACUCAUUGUUGCAAUCCGACACGCGAAAGACGAGUGCACGAAAAAAGAAGAAUAAAUUUUUGUUUCAGUUUUAUAACCCGAAACUGAGCCAAGAGGACUUCUUGUAUUCGACAAACCUGUCUUCUUCACAGCCAAGGAACGUCAACAAUUUGCUUAAAGUGAAACGACCGUCGAUUGUGAAUAUCACUCAUUUUAAACCGUACCAACAUUUUGAUACUUUCUUCUGCCGCAUGUCUCUUUAUGACAUGAGUUACAACAAGUUGACGUCUGAUUUUUACUUUGUAAUUGAUUCCAAAGUCUUGAAGGCGCACGUUGAACGAAGGGAGUCCCUUGGUAUCCCAAUAGUGUCGAUGACUCUUGGCCAGGACUUUAUCAAAGAGACUGAAAAUUAUGUUGUGUUGGAAGUGUUCAAACCGAUGGACGCAGAUAUCAACUUUACACGAGAUUAUUUAACAGAAGACUCGAAACGGGACCAAAAAAUGAUGAAGAAAUUUGCGGACAAGAUGCGCGAUUCUGAAAAAGUGUUUGAACAAAAAGGGUUGUUACAACUUGUACUGUUUAGUGCGACAGCGGUCAAGUUCAAAGGUGCUUACGACAAUUUGAAAUUGGUGAGGCCGAUUGGUGACCCGAAAGAUGUUCCGACGAUGAUCAAAGACGUAGAAAAGAUGAAGAGUGCUGGGGAGUGGAGUUUUGUGUUUAAACCGUCGAAAAAGGAGAUUACACACCACGACGGGUUGAUUAAGUUUUACAAUCCUGAGAAGACGGAAGGGGAACAAGUCACCACCAUGACCGAAUUGAAUUUGUACGACAAAGAGGAGAUCUUCAUGGACUACGAGAAUCUGUUUUUCUUGUAUCCGACUGAAAUCUGUUUGGGGAAAGAACGAAAGAAGUCUGGCAUCUGUUGUUCGAUCUUUGUGAGAGAGAACGACGACUUUUUUGUCCCGGGGAAGUCGAAUGUGCUGAACGCUGUUUAUCCACAAGACAACAAACUUAUCCAACAACUGUCAAACGCAUUUACGACAUCCGUUUCAAUUGAAAAAGUUGGUCAUUUUAUAGAUGAGGUGAAGAUACAACUCCCUUUUCCACUCACGGAGAAACAUCACAUUCUGAUCCAAGUUCGAGACGUCUCAGUGGAAGAUGGAAGUGAAGGAAAGUUGUUUUAUGCGAAAUUGCCUCUCCUUGAUAAUGGACAUAUUAUCAGUAACGGAGAACACACCGUGCAAAUCAUGAAAGACAUGACAAACAAAUACUUAAAUUACAUCGACAACUAUGAUGUGACCAAAAUAUUUGUCAAAGUCAAUGUGAGAAUUGUUUCGACGAUAUACCCGCAAAAUCCCGAGAUCUACCGAUUCCUUGUUGGAGGACUUGGUGUCGAAAGUGUGUUGGGAACGUUGUUCCGAACGGACUUGAUUCAUUUUCUGCCUAGUGUACUCACAAAAUGCGUUGAGAUCAUCGGCACUGAGAAGAAGGAAGACAUCUUUAAAGUGUUUGAGAUCUUCAAAAUGAUUGAUGAGAGAAGAGAAACGAAUAUUGACCAAGAAAUGAACUACCGCAUCUAUAAGAACAGUAUCUUUGUCGAUGCAAUCAGCCAUUUUGUCCCAUACCGACUUGCGGACGGGAGAUAUAUCUGCGACAUCUUACUCACACAACUCCCUGUGAUCUUUGAUUUGGAUAAAACAGACGUGAAAUAUCGGAUGAGGUAUUCGUGGAUUAUCUUCUCGUUGUUGAUUAAAGGAAUCAUUGGGUAUUAUAAUGACUAUAAAGUGUUUGAAUACCCCAACUUCCAUGACUUUAACACAACACAAAACAAAGACUUCAAGAAAAAUUGCUUUAAAACAAACGUCCAGAAGUAUUCGAAAUUCAUCAAAGAGUUCUGUGACGGGGAAGUUGUUGGAGCUUCGGUCAUUCGAGAGGCCAAUUUGUGUUUUGCCGAAUUUAUCAGAGACGCGUCACUGUUGUGGAGAAAAGACGAAAUUGUUGAAAUCAUCGACGAACAUUUGGACACCCUUUCAAUGCUUAAAGUCGACUCGUAUGGACUCCGAGUGGACUUUACUCAACUGUUGCGACUUGAGUUUGUUUCAGUAUUGAUUGAGAACGACCAGAUCUUUGCUUUGAAUGGCCCACAGUUACUUGAAGUACAAGAAAUCAACAAGUUGAAUGAUUUGUUGGCGCAGAGACACACUCAGAUGUUCAUCUUAUUGCGACAAUUCUUUUUAUUAAUUAUGAGCCAAGACAAAAGCAUCUCAAAAAUGGCGUUGGAGGAACUUUUGAUUGUGACGAACAAAUUUGAUUUAGACAACUCACUGUCGGAGCAAGGGAAAAGAGACAAGUAUUUCAGUAUGCUCCUUCCAUUUGUUCUGUUCAUGUUGGAUGACAGUGACAAAAUCAAUGAGUGGAAGGCGAAGGACUGCUUUGCUGAUUUGAAUGAUAUCAAGUCGCUGUAUGUUGUGUUCUUUUUCAUCAUUAAAAACUUGCGAGAGGAAACGAUUCAACAAUGGUUGGUGUCUGAUUUUCUUCCUUCGUUGUUAAAUUCCCUUUUAAUGCACAUCAGAAGAGCUUUGUUGUUGUUCUCGAGAUACCCAUACACUUUUCUGGCAAAUUCGACAAUGACGUUCAAGAAGGAACUGAAGAACAUUUUGGUUGAUUUCCACAAACGGGGAGAACCAACAACACCACCACUCUUUACGCGAUCAAACACAUCGACGACAAAGUCACACAUUUCGUUCCAGACGAGUACACUGUCGUCGUCGGCAAGACCAUUGAGCAAAGGGAAAAGUUCCUUUUUUGAGGAGAAUAAAAGUCGCAAGGACGACGACUCGAAAAUUGGGUUUGACAGUGACAAAAAGAUCACGGGGUUUGUGGAUAACGCGAAUCGAGCACAUCUCACAACGAUGCGAGUCAGACAAAACGUUUUGUCGAGUGGGGAGUCGACCUUUGAGAAGUCAGUCAAUGAAGAACUUGUGGUCGAGAUUGCGCUAAUUGCGAUGGACUUGGUUGAGACAACUAUUGGAACGUUGAUAAGAGAAGAGAGUACACAGGCACUUGACAGAGCUCAAGACAUCAUUUCAAGUGUGUUGUUUGAGGUGGGCAUGACGGAUAGUUACAUGCCGAGUUUGUAUGAUUUUAUACGAAUCAUUGUGACGACCUACCGGGUCUUUAUCUUCACAAAACCAAAUAAACUUUCGAUGAGUUUGUUGAAGAAUUUGUUGAAACAGGCGAAUUCGACGAACGCACUGAAUCAGAAAUUUGCGAAGAAUCUCAUCUUCAUCUUCACGAAGACGAACUUUGUGGCGGUUGGAAACACAGUCUCGACUGUUGUGAAUGCGACGAGCGCGUUGUCUGAAUUGCAAUUCAAUGAUUUGGGGAGGAUUGGGGAGUGUGUGAACAAUCUUCUUGAAUUGGCGAAACAGUAUUAUGAGAAUUUUGAUAUCAAGUUGGAGAAGUGCAUUGCGCUGUCGCUCCAAGAUGGGUUGAGAAAGAUGAAAUCGUUGCAACGGGUACAUAAAAUGUAUCAAGCGCUUGAUGUUGGGGAUUUGGAUGUCUUCAUCACAUUUGUGACCGACUGUACAACAGUGAUUGACGAAAUACUUGACUUCACGAUGAAGGCUGAGCCUUCGAUAGUGAAUGGGUACAUUGAAAUGAAAAUCCAAAUUGUGAAGAUGAUGCGACAAGACGAGGUGUUUAAAAUGAUAGCGCAGUGGAUUGUAUUGAUUAAGACGAAAGCGCAAAGUGCUUCUGAGACGUUCAUUCCGUUUUUGAAAGGCAAAAUCGAGUAUUUAGAAAUGUUGUACAAAUUGUGUCAACAAAAGGUGGACGAUUUGGAUCGCUAUUGCGUGUCUUCAGCAACGGAAAUGAAGGAAUUGGAAGCGGAGUGUUUGUUGAAUAAAACGAUAGGAGAGCAGUUGUUGAGUAUAGUGAAGAAUAGUAUUACCAUCGACUCGUGUGACUUAGAAAAUAUGACAAACGACCAACUCAUCCGCAAAAUUGAAGUUUUGGAAAAGGAACAACAGAAGCGUGCGAGUGAUAUCAACGCAGUGUUAGAACAAUACACUUCUUUUGAUGAGACUUUAAAGACAUUUCGACUUGCAUCGAAUCCACUGUUCCCAGUGACGAGUUUGGAUAUGUCCGAUGGCGUGAAAAGAGUGUUGCUGUUACAUCAGUCGCGAAUCAAAGCGGUGAACAGUCACUUACACACCCGCACGUCGUUUGAUUCGGAAACUGAGCGAUACAAAACCAAAAUUGUUGAUUUUGAGAACAUCAUCCAUUCGAAAUUUAUUGAUAUAGUGACCGAUAUCAUGAAACUCCCAAUGAACGUCUCUUUUAUGAAGGAAUCUGUGAGUAAAAUCGAAUCGUUGGUUCAGUUGUACUCCACGGACGUCUCCCAUUUAGAAUCGAAGAAAAUCAAAAUGGGAGGAUUGCGACCGACAUGGGAAAUAGCGUAUUACAGUUGGGAAGAGGCGGUUUUGAACGCGAUUUCGUGUAUGGAGUGGCUCUUACAACUCUUGAAAACUGUCAAAAGCAACGAAGAGAAUGUUCAACAGAUGCGUGGGUGGUUUAAGGUGGAAAGAGAAUUCAUUCAAAAUGUGUUGUCGUCGUAUUUGUGGGACGGGUUCUACACGUCGUGGGACAAAGUCACGAUGAGAGCGUCGAACGACUUUUUGGAAGUUCUUUCGCAGAUGUCGUUGUACUUUAUGACGAACAUGAACACUGCGAAGGCGGGGUAUAAACGAGCUGGAACACUUCUUCAGGAGCUGAGAAAGAGAAAGAAACUGCCGCUUGGGUUUCCUUAUAUUCAACACAUCAAAGAAGAACAUUUUGAGCAACUUUCGAUGGUUGCUGAGUUGUACCAGAAGAAGAGGGAAGAUGAAUUAACUCGAGAGAAUAUCAGAAAACAAUACGCUGCACUAUUUAAACAGUUUUAUGUUGAAACGGACAAAUUGAUGGAGAGAAGUGGAGGGAUUCCGAUGAGCGAAAUUGCGAAAAUCCAGAAUUUGAGAGACAAGUUGUUAGUAUUUGAAGAACAAAAAGUGAUCAAAUUGAAUAGGUACUGCGACUUGGAAAGUAUGGACCAAACGGUGUGGGUGCGAUGUCAAACGUUGGGAAUACAAGAAAAGGACGCGACGCCGAAGUCCCCACGAACUUCGUUUAUUAAGACGUACGAUGGAUCGCGAAGUCCAAGUCUAAUUGGAUCGAACCAAAGUCCACAACCUUCAACGACAACAAACACAUUUAUGCAACGAGCGAAAAGAGCGGGAGACGAUUUAAGAGACAUCACCGGGUUCUUUGUUGAUAACAAAGGGAUUAUCCGUGCGGACUGUUUCCAUGACUUGUCGUACGGACAGAGAGACGUGUUUAAUGAGGACCUCAAAUUAGUGAUAGACGAGAUAUCGAAGAUUUUGAGUAACUUAAUUGUGUUGAACAACUUUAAUACGACGGACCCCCAACUCAUAUUGGAAAAGUUCUAUCGCUUUGCAAUGGAUUAUGUUUCUGCGCCACAACUUCAUAUGACGUGGAUCACUAAUUUGGCGAAACAACAUCGCGAGCGGUUUGAAUUUAUCGAGGCAGGGAUGUGUGAAGUGCAUUUGAUCAAUUUCAUCCACCACUUGUUGCCGGAGAAUGAACGGAAAAUAGAAGUGUCGAUUUUGAACAAAACGUUUGGGAAUUUCAUCCCAGACACGUCAACGCCACCAAAUCCACAAUUUUCGGCAAAUUUGAGCGAAGAGUCCCUUUUGAAACAUAUCACCGCGGCGUAUGAAGAUUUUGAGAAUGGACAAUUGCCGUGGUACGGACUUACUGUGUCGUCUAUAGUCAUUCCGUACUACACCGAGAAGAAGAAACUGAAAGAACUGGUGAAGACCCACGAGUACGUCAACAAGAUGUACGACUUGAUGGUGAAACAUAAUGAAGACGGCCAGAUUAAGGACUUUCUGCAAUUCUAUUAUGUCAAAUUCUUUGGGAGUGUGUUUGGGGAGAUGAACAAGAAAAGUUUCAUUUACGCGACGAAGAAGGACAAAGUGUCCCAAUUGAUCAUUGAAAUCAACAAGAUUCUGCCAGUGUCAUUUAGUGGAGAGAAGCACUAUUUGAGGUUCUUUGAACAAGUGAACAGUGAGGUUGAGAAUUGUGGGGAUAAGGAGUGUUAUAUUUUGUGGACGAAUGUCCAGCCGGUGUAUGAAAAGGGAGAAUAUGUGCAAUUUACUUCGAGGUUUAUAUACGACGAUAUGUGUCUUGACAGAAAAGAAGGAGAUGAGCUGCUUGAAAUAGAAAAGGCGCCAGCUGUGUCGUUGUAUAAGAAGCGGACGGUGAUGGAUAUCGAACUUGUGUUACCUGGCUUGUUAGGAAGACAAACGGUGAUCAAAGAAAGUGUUGUACAACUUGGGCCAAUUGAAAUAGCAAUUGAAGAAAUUGAGACGAGAAAAAGAGGUGUUGAAAAGUUCUUGGAGGAGAGUAAAAAGUUCUUUGGCGAGGUGGCGUUUGAUUAUAUCACUUUUCUGCAGAAGAAAAUUGGAGACUUCUUCUUUGGAUAUAAAGACCAGAACGAUAUUGCUUAUGGGAAGUUGAAUGCAUACGACAGAAUGAAGGUGUUGGAAAUCAUCGAAGUCUUUUUCAGCGAGGAGUACGAUUUAAAGAAUCAAGAAAUACUCUUCGAGAUGCUCAAAGAAACAAUUAACUUGACUAAAGAAGGCCUGGCUAUUAUUAAAGAAAACUCAAAGGCUAGAACUAGCAGCGCGAGUUUGGAGAACUUAAUUAGACACUCUUUGAGAAUAGAGAGGGUUCUUGAUAUGCUCGAUACAAAGAUGAAUGAGAAAAAAGAACAUUAA